AAUGUUUAUUUUAGUUAAACUAAAAGGCCAACUAUGGCAAAACCAUAAUCAUGCAAGAUAAAGAAAUAUGGCAGUAUCACACUAAAAUACAACUCUAAGAUCGAGGCGAAUUAUAAGAUGAAUGAAUAAAAAAUCUAUAAUAUACCGUUAUUAUAAAUGCCUCUCACGAAAGUAAACGUUGAAAGAAACUAGAAAAACUUAAUCAUUGUGGAAUUGUUUUACUAUUAAAUAUCUUCUCGAUGUUUAUAUGCCAAGAAAAGUAAAUAAGAAAUUCUUUAUAAGUUUUACAUUUAAUUCGCGCAAAAAAAUGCCAACUUCUUUAACAACCUCGGAUCUGCAAUUGGAUGAAGAAACAGCAGCAUCAAAUAUAGGUGUGGUAAUUAAAAGAAAAUUAAAGAAAACCACUCAGAUGGUAGAUGAGGCAUUAAUUGAAUUACAUACGGCAAAAGGCGUUACUAUAAAACAGAUCUAUAGUUUUAUAUUGAACAAUUACAAUCUGGAAUCAUUAUCCCAUGCUAGGGUAGGCCUCAUCAAAAAACAUAUAAUAGCUUUAAGAGAAUCUAACGAUAUAAUAAAUAAAACAGGACGAGGAUUUAUAGGCCACUUAAAAUUGGUGGAUAAGAAAGAGUUUAUAAAGAAGCUUAAAACAAAUAUGCAACUAGCUAAAGAGCGUUAUAAUGCUAACAAGAGAUUAGCUAAACAAAACAGUGAAUCAAAUACAACAAAUAAAACUAAAAGAUUAAAAAAUACCAGCGCUAAGAGAAACUAUAAGAAAGCAUCUCUUAAUACAGAACUAAUCGCUCCACCGGUGAUACCCAGACAAGUUACACCACCUUUACCGGUUGUUAACAAUGUUUCAAUGUUUGAUACACCCAUGUUACCAACACAGGUACAUGCUUCAACACCUUUUAUUCGAGUAGGAUAUAUACCGCCGGCUCCUGCAGUAACACAAACGGAAAAUAGAAAAAGACCCGCUGCAGAUGAGUUGGGUACACCGCGAACUUCUCUGCCGGGUAAAAAGCGUAGAUUAUUAAAACGCUUUGAAUAAAUUAAUAGAUAUUUGUAGACGAUAUUUUAUAUAUUUUAUGUUAUUUGUAAAAUAUUUAUGUAAAUAUCUUUUAUAUUUUCAAAUAAGAAAAAUUUAGUCUUUCAGGAUUUGUAAGAAAUUAAAUUUGUCUUUAACUUUUUACAAGUCCUUAGAUUUUGUAACCUUUA
This is a messenger RNA of Lucilia cuprina (Australian sheep blowfly), 1215 nucleotides long. RefSeq lists its product as uncharacterized. Gene Ontology annotation, molecular function: DNA binding. The record is from RefSeq and is a predicted model, not a curated record. Gene Ontology annotation, biological process: nucleosome assembly. Lineage: Eukaryota; Metazoa; Arthropoda; Insecta; Diptera; Calliphoridae. The coding region runs from base 248 to 1048 and encodes 266 amino acids. Gene Ontology annotation, cellular component: nucleosome. The transcript has 2 exons.